AUGGAUAGACGGCGAAAGAUUUCGCAGACUUCAGGGGGGAACAGAGGAAGCGCUCCAGGAUACGAAAAACCGGUCCACAGACCAUUGUCGAAUCCUACUACUCUUCCAAGACUUGAAUCGCGAGGUAUAUCGGUAGGUGGGGUGCCUUUAAGUUCCCCUACCGAGUGCAAUCGAGCAACAUCGACUGGUCCCACAAUGUCGAGCUAUUCUAGCACACCAAAUCAUGGUUCGCCACCAAGUCGAAUGAAUUCAGCAAGCCCAAUCUAUGCAAAUCACAAUCCAAGCGCAUCUCCUAAUGUCACAAGCAGAAAAUGUCGUCCGUCAUCAUCGAUGCAAUUCACAUCACAAGAAAACCCUAUUCUUGCUGACGACGACCCGGUGGACAGACAACCUUCUGGAAGCAGGACUGAUAGAAGCCCUGGACCAGCACGGAUCCGAAGCACCAAGAGUCCGAAGCGAAAGGCAAAAUCGAGACCAGAUAGGAAAUCAUCCGAAAGUAGAGCGCAAAACGGCGAUGUUGAGACGACAAGGCUUGAUACACCAGCUGCCUCUGCAUCCGUUGGUAGUGGAUCAAUAGGCAACACAUCUGUCGGUGACACGUCUAUAGGCAUGGCGGCCAGUGCAUCAGCUGGUGUAGCGGCUAGUGCAUCCACUGUUGCAGGAAGUCGAGCGGGAACUGCUAUUUCUUCUAAUGAUGUCACCGAUGCCCACAGAGAUUCACAGGAUCUUCUAGCAGCUGCAAGAGGGAAUGAAGUUGAUGGGGAUUAUAUUCGACAUAUGUUAGAGGUCUGCAAGAAAGACCAAGAAAAGUUACAGGUUAAGCUGAACAAUGCUCUAGAGAAUCCAGAUGGGAUGCAAAAUCUGGAGCAACUCUUUACGGUCAACGACGAACUUAUUUCGGCUGUGAAUGCAGGGAAGGAAGCUCUAAAAAAAGAGAAAAAGAAGAAGCAAAAGCAAAAAGUUCUGGACGGCCCAACGAUUGAACUGCUGGUACAAAAUGAAGACGUUUUCAGCUUGAUAUGUAUGUUGAGGGCUCCUACAGAAAAACGGCUGUCUGCAGCUCUGGCAUUGAUGAGGUUUGCAAAAGAUAAUGAUGCACUGAGAAAUGAAAUACGAUCAUCUGGAGGAAUGCAUUCGUUCUUGACCCUCUACCGAGGAAGGAGUACAAAUCGAGAUCUUCGAGUGGUUGCAAGUUUGGCAGUAGCGUAUGUUCUCCCCUCAUUUGUUGUGAAGUCGCAGGUGACUUCACCAAUGACAAUGAAGUUCUUGGAAUGUCUUCGCUUCUUGGUCACGUCACCCCCAGCGUCACCACAAGAAGUGAGUAUCUCACGGCAAGAGAUGUACCGCGCUGCAUCUGCUGGAGUAAAUGCGCUCUGGACCAACACAAUUGGACCCCUGAUAGCCCUUGAGAAAUCAAAACAGGUGACGAGGGUUGAUAUGGCAACGUUGGAAAAGCAAAUAUCCGGCUUUCGGAGAUUUCGUGCUAGAUCAGGAGGCGGUGUUUUUGAUCAAGGACAAGAACUGAAAGAAGUACAGGAUAUGACUGAGUUGGCAGUGACUUUGAUCGCACAUAUCGCAAAGGCGGCAAACCAAGAAGGCGUGCAAACCGCUUAUGGCAUUGUAGAACAGAUUUGUGCUGAAGAUAUGGCGAGACCUAUUGCAGUUCGCGAGGGGCUACUUUCGACUCUUGUGGAGUGGAUUCGAUCGAAAGACCUUUCUCAGAUGCGCUCAAGUGCAUCAGCCCUUCGAUACCUGAUUUCUAUUGAAGAUAAAUACAAUGCUGGUUGGAUCCAUUCUCAAGUUGUUAACGAAGGUGCCGUCAGUGAAAUCGUCAAGCUUUUCAAUGAAUCUGUCGGAAAUGAUGUACGCGAAGCUAUCGCAGAGAUGAUUUCAGCUCUUUGUCAAACUCCUCCUACGCGAGCGGCAGUCGUGGAGUCAAACUGCGUCAUAUAUUUGGUAUCUCUGUUGUAUGAACACAGUAGUCCGUCAUCAGAAAACAUGGUGCACUAUGCAGCAAGUGCGCUGCUACAAUUAGCUGCUGGGGGAAUAAUGCAAGCCGGGACCUCUACGUUAAGCAAACGUGGGUCCAGUGUGAUGGAUAGGCAAGAAACAGUAUUGAAUGAGAUGAUUGAAGGCUGGGCUCACGGCUCAUUUGUCCAGAUUGCUCUAGAGCAUCAGGGUCGCCUUCGUUCUGUAUCUGUUGAGGCCAUUCGUGUUUUAAGUGAAGACACAAAUCGCGGCCGUCAGACACGUCUUCAACUUUGUAAUGCAAAUGCAGCUGAGGCGCUGGGGAAAACUCUCAAGGAUAGCUUGGGUGACCUGUUGCCUCUUGCAGAGACUAGUGGAUUUGGACAAGAGUUUCGUGACCCCGAGGGCCCACUGUUCACUGCAGCCAAGGAUGUUCACGCAUCGCUCCGGGCACUAUCGAAUAUCUUGGAACCAUCGCAAAAGCGUCCAUCGUCGAAGUACUCUCAGUCACAAGCAAUAAAUCCAAAGGAAAUGCUAAUCAAGGGUUGCAUGGGCCUAGUGCAGAGCGAAGGAAUGGAUCCUUUGAUUUGGAUUUCAUCACUACCAUUAACUCCGUCUCCCCUUUCUCAAAGCGGUGUUUUCAUGCCCGACAGAGAAGACUUGGUAGCCGAAGCAUGCAAAUCACUUGCAAAUCUAUCGCCCCUACUUCUGUCAGACCUUGCGUCUUCCAGUGGCAGUGCUAAGUGGGCCAUCAGCGUCUUUGAGUCCCUUGAUCGGAUGUUGGAUGCUGGAGGUGAAGAAGAUAGCAAUACUACUCAUCAAGAACUGUCGUCAGACCUUUGGAUUGACGCUCUGAAAGGGAUUGGGGCAUUGGCAGAGUAUGAACCACUGAAAAUUAAGAUUGUGGACCAGACGAUAGCCAAACUUCUUCAGCUUAAGACUCUUAGUGGUGAUACAGGAGACGUAUCAAACGCUGCCAAUCAAGUGCUGCUUUCCCUCGGUUUCACAGAAGAUGAAAUUGCUGUACAAGCUGCUGGAAACGACCCUAGGCUCUUAGUUGAUUGGUUCUGUCUCCAUCGAGGAAUUGUAAUUCAAGCUAUGGCCCGUGACGAAAUCCGGGCGCAAGUUGCCGAUAUGUGGACCUCCCCACUUGAAGAUUCUGAUGUGAAAUUGUCUUUAAGUAACCUUCAACGAAAUGAGUCAAAUUCCUGGUCCGUGGGCCGAGAAGAUCAGUUGUUCGAAAAUUUCACCUCAGAUCGCGACUCAAUGAGCUACAGGGAAACAUUGUUGCAGCAAUAUCAUUAUGUGUAUCAGCAUGAAUUGAUCAGGCUCGAGAAUAACUACGGAAUCGACCAUGUGAUUGACGAUUCCAAAGACAAAAGGAGCUUACUAUCUUCACAUGUCUUCCCACUCAACCACGCAAUGGUGGAAAGAGAUUGGGUGCUAUCCCACCGACAAAGGGUGUUGUCAAACGACGAGCGCAGAUUUAGCUCUUCGCCUUAUUUGCCAGAGAGGGUAGAAAAGCUUCUCGAUAGUUGCUUUCCAUGUGUGCUUUUGCGCAAUGAGAUCAUUCCAAUGCAGGACUUUUCUCCAGAAGCGAGUUUCGACUUCCGGGCAUUGAUGAUGCCCCAACGGCAGUACUUCUCGUUUCGGCGGGAAGGCCAGCUUCUCGCGCGCCUUUGCGAAAAGCAGGCUGCCGUCAUUGACUCUGUGGAUGUCCACUGGACACUCUGUUUCACCAAUAGUACCUUCGCAGGCGAGUUUGUCGAGUCUCUUGUGCAAACACUCUACCUAUGUCCAAUGAUCACUGGACUCUCAUUUUCGAAGAAAUCCAGUCUCCUUGGAAUUGGAAGAGACACCCAUAGCGAUGAUGAGAUUGGGAGUGGAUUGCUGGCAAACCUUGCAGGCUCUUUACCACCAUGGGUUUCGUUUCUGACGUUUGAUAAUACUCUGGGGGACAAAGACUUAAGAUCAUUAGUAUCUAUUCUCGACACUAUGGGAAAGUUGUCUCUUGAUUCAAACAUUGGAGGGUCAACACAAAACAAUCAGAGCCAGGGAAAGUAUACUUGCAUGAGCAUUCGGAAUACGCCUCACAUUUCCCGCGAAACAUGGGGAAUUUUCUUUAACCUUCUUGGAAAAACUGGUCCGUCGACUCGGGGUCCAGUUUCGAUGCCGCUAGCUUCUCUGAAAGUACUUGAUCUAAGUGGGAACAAGCUUGGGGACGAAGCAUGUGCCUUAGUACUUGAGCUUCUCCACGAAAAAGACUCUGGGUGCAGUGUAGAAAAGCUCGACCUAUCUGGAAACAAAAUUGGCCGCGGAGCGAAUGUCGUACGAGUUUUGAAAUCAUAUAUUGAGUACUACAGGUACGAUCAACUCCAGGGUACAACAACCAGAAACAGCUGGAAAUCAUCUCUACACACAUUGAACUUGGCAGAGAAUGACCUCUUUUUGGGUCAAGUUGCGCUUGAGAUUUUUGGUUUGGCCCAGAACAAUGCUCUCUCCUUAAAGUACUUGGAUCUAUCCAACAAUGGUUUAGAAGGGGAUCCUUAUCAGAUCAUUGCUGGCUCAUUGCCGAAAAAUACUGCUCUUUCACAUCUGAAUCUAUCCGGGAACAAAUUCAGCGCACCAUUGAUCGAUUACAUCUUCCACCAUCUUUCUGAUGUAGAGGUAGACAGCGGCUUAUCGUUCUUGCAGCUUCAGAAUAAUCGUCCUUUGUUGACAAGAUCACAACAAGAUACUCUUGAUAAAUUCCUCAGAAAAUCAAGGAAGAAUGCAAUAGAAAGGCGGGUAAAGGGUCAGGAAACUGGGCAAAACGAGGUUGCCGCCAUUCCUGAAUUUGGUUUGGACGAGGUUGACACAGGAGAUAACAUGAUCACUGUCCUCUUCUCUGCUCCUCUUGUUUUUGCAGACGACGAAAACUACCUUCAUCCGUUUGCCAAACUUGAUUUUGAUAUGGAGAGAGAGUUGCUUUGGCAAUGCAUGAAGGAAGCUUCGCGUGACAUAGAGCUUUCAUUUGAUAACGCUCAUCACUCGCGUUUGCUGGCGACGCUAACAAAACGAUGCAGUUGCUUGCACUAUUCAGGGCAUGGUCAUCCAAGCAACUUCCUGCCAUUUGAAGACGGAAUGGGUGGCCCAAAUUGGUUGAAUGUACAAGAUAUCGAAGAUUUGAUUGUUAGAGAUGGAGUUGCACCAUUCAAGUUUGUCUUUGUAUCAGCAUGUCAUUCUGGGCUCGCUGGCGAGACCUUUGCAUCCGCCGGUGUUCCCCAUGUUGUGUGUUGCCGACAAGAGUCGGAACUCAAGGAUACAGCUGCACUCGCAUUUACACGAUCAUUCUAUCUAGCACUUGCUGUUGGACAAACCGUCAAGGAAUCCUUUGAACAGGGGUGCAAAGCAGUGAGGGCCACUCCAAACCUCAAAGAUCCUGAGAAAGAAAUGGAAAAGUUUGUUCUACUUCCAAAGGACGGAAAUCACAAUGUUCCUGUCUUCAGAGCACGGCGUGUUCCUCAGUGGCCAAAGCAGAUUGGCACAAAAGCGAAGAACAAGCGCGGUUCAUGGUUGUUAUCAUCAAGGAACCAGAGAAGCUCCAUUGCAAUAACUGGGGGAACGAAAAAUUCUGAGCUGAGUGUUCGAAACAUGAUUCAAGAAGAUCCUGCCCCAUCUGCUCCCAAUUGUUUCUUGGGUAGAGAAGUUGACAUGUACUAUGUCCUAACAGCUAUCCUGAAGAUGCGAAAGCGGCUAGUGUCUGUACUCGGAGAGCCUGGAAUUGGUCGUUCGUCGCUUGUUUGCGCUCUGUGCCACUACAUCAACGAGCGUGCAAGCACGGUAACUGAGGUCCAGCAUAUCUAUUUUAUCAGACCGAAGCACGGCGGUCGCAACGUUACAUGUCGCUCGCUACUUCGUCAACUGAUGGACAAACUGGAGGAGUCUGGAAAAAGUGCUCCAAUUGAUCAGGAUGCAGAUCUCGAGACAAUGCUUGACGCUGUUUGUAAGAGCUUGAAGAAUGACAAGGCUUUGAUUGUAUUCGAUCGCACUGAGCUUUUGGACCAAGAUGAUUCGGAAGAACUCCCAAUGAUUUUGAGCUCGUUGCUUUAUGACACGAAGCAAGUGAAAAUCCUUUUGACAUCGAAACAUUCACUUGGCCAACCGUCUAUCGGUGGCCAAGUAGAACACCCCCACCAACUUGGGCCUUUGAACUUUGAGAAUACAGUGAGACUGUUCUCCAAUCUUUGCCCACAUCUUUAUACACCUUCAGAACGUAACCAGCUGCGAAAGAAACUCGUUGUGGGGAAUGAAUAUGCCGAUUGUUUCCCUGGCGAUGACUGGAUCGACGAAUCAACCAAAUCAAUUUUUCGUCUUCUUGGAAAUGGGAUACCGGCAAAGAUUGAAAAAGCUGCCUACACUAUCUCACAGAAAGAUUUAACGAAUCUGUAG
This is a messenger RNA of Cylindrotheca closterium, 6399 nucleotides long. NCBI's taxonomy places the organism in Eukaryota, Bacillariophyta, Bacillariophyceae, Bacillariales, Bacillariaceae. The record is from the annotation of a GenBank genome assembly.